AUGUAAAAGUCGCUCUGUAAACAGACUAGCGAACGAGGUUUGCCACACCUGCCCAUACACAUGUGUUUAAUUUAUCCCCUCCUUACAGUGCCUCUUGGAUAGUAGCAACUGUCGGCCUGUCGGGAGAGUAAAAAACCUGAGUGGAAUGUGCGCUCGUGGAAGAUUUCGCUGUUGCUGAGGUGCUGACGCAGAAGACGGCAUGAGUGGUCAAGGUCCUGCUUCUUCAGCCAGUGAUGGCAUUACUCCACUCCAACAGAUGGCGGCGUCCUGCUCCGGAGCCAUCCUCACCUCUUUGUUUGGGGCAUUCUGAAUCAGUUUCAACAAAACCUGAACACUACAACCUUCAUGAAGUCACACCUUUGGAUGUUGUGAAGAUCAGACUGCAAGCACAGAGAAAUCCCUUCCCCAAAGGGAAAUGCUUCGUCUACUGCAAUGGACUGAUGGACCACAUAUGUGUGUGUGAGAACGGUAACUCAAAGGCCUGGUACAAAGCCCCCGGUCACUUCAAUGGCACACUGGACGCCUUUGUCAAGAUCGUGCGCGGUGAAGGAAUAAAGGCUUUAUGGAGUGGUCUGCCUCCAACCCUCGUGAUGGCAGUCCCAGCUACAGUGAUCUACUUCACAUGCUACGACCAGCUGUGUGCAGCGCUGAGCGUCAGGCUGGGAGACCACGCUCAGGAGGCUCCCCUCAUGGCCGGAGCUUUAGCUAGAGUGGGUUCAGUGACAGUGAUCAGUCCUCUGGAGCUGAUCCGUACGAAGUUGCAGUCUCAGAAGCAGUCGUACAGGGAGCUGACUGACUGCAUCCGCUCUGCAGUGCAGUCAGAAGGCUGGCAGUCUCUGUGGCGGGGUUUGGGGCCCACGCUCUUACGAGACGUACCCUUCUCAGCCAUGUACUGGUACAACUAUGAGAGGACCAAGAGCUGGCUGUGUGAACGGUAUAACACCAGAAAACCCACAUUUACCAUUACCUUCAUAUCUGGAGCGAUAUCUGGCUCUUUUGCGUCCAUUGUAACGUUGCCUUUUGAUGUUGUCAAAACGAGAAGGCAGGUGGAGAUGGGAGAGCUACAAGCAAAGAAUUUGUCCAGUCAGGUCUCGUCCUCCACCUUCAGUGUCAUGCGCAGGAUUGUGGCACAGGACGGCUUUGGUGGACUGUUUGCAGGUUACCUCCCCAGGCUGAUCAAAGUGGCCCCGGCCUGUGCCAUUAUGAUCAGCACUUACGAGUUUGGAAAGGCCUUUUUCCGCGAACACAACCAGGAGAGGAUACUCGGGCCGCUGACUACCAGCAACACCUGAUAGAUUUCCUGUCAUUUCUCUCCAAACCAAACCCCACAGCUGUUACUGCAGGACUACACCUGGAAGAAAAAGGCUUGUGUUGCCAAAUUAAAAACACAAACACACAUGGAAGUGAAAAAGACCAAAUACUGCAUUACAAAGUAUUAUAGAUAAUCAAAAUGUAUGUUAAAUGCUCUUUAGUGUUAUUUAAAUGAUGUAUCAUGUGCGCACAGCUGAAAAGAAACCAGAUCACAUGCUUUUGGAUAAAUUCAUCAGCCAUCAGAUGGCAGCCACAGUUUUAUUAGUAAAGUGUAAUUUUCCAGGUCCCACAUGUGGUUGUCUCACUGGGAUCAUGUGCAUUGUGCCUGAAGUCCUUACAUUAGAGAUGUAAGAUUAAUGUCUAUUUUAUUCCUCUGUGUGGCGCUCUGAGUCAGUUUAUCCUCUCGACAAUGAGAUAUUUUUGUACUUCCGAUUCCCUGUAAAUGUGUGUCUGACACGAGACUGUGGAAGAAGACUGUGACUAAAUUCUAUGAAAAUGUGACGUCUCAAAUGUUCAAUACACAAACCUGACUUUCUGUGGAAAUUCCUGUCAUUCACUGACUUUAUACAAGCUUUAUCGCCACACCUGUUCAUUGUCUGGAAAGAAAGGUAACUUUAGGUUACUUUAUCUUUAUCUCUUAUUCUCAAAAUAUCUGUUAAAAGAUAACAGACAUCAUUAUUCAGUUUUAGGAAUUAUCCCUUUGUGGUAACUAGCCAUCGAAAUACUGAAUAAUUAAAGGGAAUAAUAACAAUAGUCAGUCUGAGAAAGCUGACCUUUAAAGUAAACCCAGGACUGAAGGGUGAAUAUUACUCAUAGUGAUCAUUACCUGAGAACAAAACCAUGUGAUAAUGAUCUCCUAAAAAAGUGCAAGAAAAUUGGCACCUAAGAACAAUAUGUGAGAGGAAAUUCUGAAAGAAGAAAGAAAAAAAAAUAUUAGAAUUCAACAGCACAGAAGAUAAUAAAGGCCCCUCUUAACUGCAGGAAAUGAUUUGCAGUGAUAAGAGACUAAACACUGAGGCUUUAAGCAGUUUGUGUUGCCUCCUAAACUGAUCUGCAGUCAGCAUUUUUAGCAUGCUAUGAUCUCCUGGGAAACCUUUGACAGGGGUGAAAACACUUACUCAUCACUGUCUCGUCAGUACUGCAAAGCGACAUGGCAAUUCUUAGAUCAACCUUCUAUUCAUUUAUUUCUAAGAAAGGAAAAAAAAAAACUGAGGCUCCACAGAUAAAAACACCAACGAAACAAAAUAAUUUAAACACACAUUGAUGAAGUUAACAACUGAUCCUCUAUAAAGAGCUGAAUGGUUCGUGAAUAAGACAUUAUUCAGCCUGAUGGAGCUCAGUUUUAACACAAUUCAAAGUAUGUGCUGCACCUGAUUCUCAACUCACAAACCUGCCUCCCAUCUGUUAAAGCUCCACAUAUAGAGCAUAAACAUCUACAAAUCAAUAUCACUUACAUUUAGAAAGUUCCUGGAUUGUCUGGCCCCUUUUUUUAGCUCCUUAUUCCCUACGAAGGAGUGAUGCCUGGGCUGCUGACCUCUGUUGCAGGACUGGCCAAACACUCGCUGGACUUCAGACUGGCCAGAGACUUGUAGCUGGCGGCCGAGGUCAGGGAGCCACACAGACCUCUUAGAGACGGAGUUUCCUCUUUACCUGAACGACAGAGUGCACGUGAUUCAGAGUGGAGACCCUCCUGGUCGACAGUGCUUUCGUACCUUGGCGGGGCCAGUGUGCGCCGGCCGGCCUGGCCUCCAGACUCAGUGUGUGUGACGGUCUGAGAGACAUCUGGGAGAGGCUCAUGUCUGCCGA
Molecule: messenger RNA, 3117 nt
Organism: Chelmon rostratus (copperband butterflyfish)
Lineage: Eukaryota; Metazoa; Chordata; Actinopteri; Chaetodontiformes; Chaetodontidae
Gene: slc25a40
Product: solute carrier family 25 member 40
Exons: 11
Coding region: 234-1292 (352 amino acids)
Biological process (GO): mitochondrial transmembrane transport
Source: RefSeq, a predicted model, not a curated record